UUUUUUCUCUCUCUCUUUAGUAGAGGCUUCUUGGAUUGUGAGAGUGUCUUCAAAUAAAGCUGUCUGUUUCGAAAAGAUUUACUAUAUAAGUACUCCAUAAACCUUCGAGCUUCCAGCAACGUUGGCUUCUCUGUUGUGUUAUAUCCUCCACACAAAAUCAAAAUGCCAAGACCAAGAGUUUCAGAGUUGUCUCAGAGGCAAGCCCCAAGGCUAAGGUCAUCGUCAUCUACUUCCGAAUCGAAUCAUCCCAACCGUCUGAUCACUACAGACCGGAGUUUUAAGCCCGGUGUUGACCGUAGAUCUCCUAGAAGCGGUGGACCUCACAGUGAUCCGCUUGGUCAGAAGAAACUUGGGGGCCGAAUAUCCGAUCUAGAGUCGCAGUUAGGACAAGCGCAAGAGGAACUGAGAUUGCUCAAGGAGCAGUUGGCUAAUGCCGAAGCUGUCAAGAAACAAGCUCAAGAUGAGCUUCAUAAGAAGUCCAAGAAACCAAACCAGCCGGCUAGAGUGGAGGGGUCUGCAACUGAGGCUGAGACGAUUGAUAGAGACGAAAUCCCUGGUGAUUUGCAGAAAGAGACUGAUGUGUUUGAGGUUCCUGUUGAGAAGAUUGUAGUAGAAGAAGAAGAACUGAGAAGCGGCAAUGAAGAAGCUGAGAAAUUGGUUGCAAAGGAAGAUGAGAUAAAGAUGCUGAAAGCUCGACUCUAUGACAUGGAGAAAGAACAUGAAUCACUAGGCAAAGAAAACGAGAGCUUGAAGAAUCAGUUGAGCGAUUCAGCUUCAGAGAUGUCCAAUGUGAAAGCUAAUGAAGAUGAGAUGGCUACAAAGGUGAGUAGGAUUAGGGAAGAGUUAGAAGAAAGCAGAGCAAAGACGGCUCACCUGAAGGAGAAGCUUGAGUCCAUGGAAGAAGCAAAAGACGCUUUGGAGGCUGAGAUGAAGAAGCUUAGGGUUCAAACCGAGCAGUGGAGGAAAGCAGCGGAUGCAGCAGCUGCAGUUCUUUCUGGAGAGUUUGAGAUGAAUGGUCGGGAUCGAUCUGAGUCAACUGAGAAGUAUUUUGCAGGUGGGUUGUUUGACCCGUCAGCUGGGUUCAUGGAACCACCGGGAAUGGCUGAUGAUUCUGAUGAUGGACUGGGAAGUGGGAAGAGGAAGAGUUCUGGGAUGAAGAUGUUAGGUGAGUUGUGGAGGAAGAAAGGGCAAAAGUGAGAUACAGAUUGUGUUGAGUGCGAUUCAAGAAAUGGUGUGCUCACCAUUGCAUUUUGCUGUAUUUACCUGGAGGUUUUUGUAAUCCGCUUCAUCAGAAGCUAACUAUCAAUCAAAAUCAAUUGCAGUUUCUUAUCUGCAAAAACAAUUUCAUGAACAAA
This is a messenger RNA of Arabidopsis lyrata subsp. lyrata, 1355 nucleotides long. Its product is annotated as interactor of constitutive active ROPs 1. Lineage: Eukaryota; Viridiplantae; Streptophyta; Magnoliopsida; Brassicales; Brassicaceae. The transcript has 3 exons. The record is from RefSeq and is a predicted model, not a curated record. Bases 163 to 1197 code for a protein of 344 amino acids.